Molecule: messenger RNA, 936 nt
Organism: Ilex paraguariensis (yerba mate)
Lineage: Eukaryota; Viridiplantae; Streptophyta; Magnoliopsida; Aquifoliales; Aquifoliaceae
Source: the annotation of a GenBank genome assembly
AUGGCGAAAGACCCGGUUCGUGUUCUUGUUACAGGCGCUGCAGGACAAAUUGGUUAUGCUCUUGUCCCCAUGAUUGCUAGAGGAGUGAUGUUGGGUGCUGAUCAAGCCCUGAUCCUCCACAUGCUAGAUAUUCCACCUGCUGCAGAGGCAUUGAAUGGGGUCAAAAUGGAAUUGGUUGAUGCUGCUUUCCCUCUCCUCAAAGGUGUUGUUGCUACAACUGAUGUUGUUGAGGCAUGCACUGGCGUCAACAUUGCAGUCAUGGUUGGUGGUUUCCCCAGGAAAGAAGGCAUGGAAAGAAAAGAUGUGAUGGCAAAGAAUGUGUCCAUUUACAAGGCCCAAGCUUCUGCUCUUGAGCAGCAUGCUGCCCCAAACUGCAAGGUUCUGGUUGUUGCUAACCCUGCCAACACCAAUGCUCUGAUCCUGAAGGAGUUUGCACCAUCUAUCCCAGCAAAAAACAUUACUUGUCUGACAAGGUUGGACCAUAACAGGGCUCUUGGUCAAAUCUCAGAGAGACUGAAUGUUCAAGUAUUUGAUGUUAAAAAUGCCAUUAUUUGGGGAAAUCACUCCUCUACUCAGUAUCCUGAUGUAAACCAUGCAACUGUCUUAACACCAGCUGGAGAAAAACCUGUCCGUGAGCUUGUUACUGAUGAUGAAUGGUUGAAUGGGGGAUUCAUAACUACUGUCCAACAGCGUGGUGCUGCGAUUAUCAAAGCCAGAAAGCUUUCUAGUGCACUAUCUGCUGCUAGUUCUGCCUGCGAUCAUAUACGCGAUUGGGUACUUGGAACUCCUGAGGGCACUUGGGUUUCUAUGGGUGUAUACUCUGAUGGUUCAUACAAUGUGCCAGCUGGGCUUAUAUACUCCUUCCCGGUUGUUUGUAGUGGUGGAGAAUGGUCAAUUGUUCAAGGUAAAGCCGAGCAUCCUCGCACAAGAUUUUAA